Molecule: messenger RNA, 490 nt
Organism: Schizophyllum commune H4-8
Lineage: Eukaryota; Fungi; Basidiomycota; Agaricomycetes; Agaricales; Schizophyllaceae
Product: ribosomal protein L28e
Exons: 5
Coding region: 32-469 (145 amino acids)
Biological process (GO): translation
Cellular component (GO): cytosolic large ribosomal subunit; ribosome
Molecular function (GO): structural constituent of ribosome
Source: RefSeq, a predicted model, not a curated record
CCAGCGACGAGCACAAGCCAAGUCCGUCAUCAUGUCUAACGAUCUCGAGUGGUUGCUCAUCCGCAAGUACAACUCCUUCAUUGUGAAGAAGGUCCCUGAGGGCCCAGUUUUCUCCAAGGAGCCCGGCAACCUCACGAACGUCCACUCGUACAAGUACUCGGGCUUGGCCAACUCCAAGGCCAUCGAUGUCUCGGACUCCCCCAACGGCAUCAAGAUCACCACUCGCAAGGUGAAGGCCGCGCCGAGCAAGGUCGCGUCCGCGCGCUCGACCACCACCAUCCGCCCGCGCUCCGGCCCGCGCCGCGCCCUCGGCAUCGCCGCCAGCCCCGCGAAGCGCGGCUACCGCCCAGACCUCCGCCCCGCUGUCCUCGCCCGCACCUCCGCCCUUCUCGCCGCCCAAAAGGAGCCCAAACCGUCACCCCCGAAGAAGACUCGUGGCAAGAAGAAGGCCGUGGCUGAGACCGCUUGAGCGGGUUCGCCGUUGACGUCU